Messenger RNA from Colletotrichum paranaense, 126 nucleotides. RefSeq lists its product as uncharacterized. The record is from RefSeq and is a predicted model, not a curated record. Lineage: Eukaryota; Fungi; Ascomycota; Sordariomycetes; Glomerellales; Glomerellaceae. The transcript has a single exon. Bases 1 to 126 code for a protein of 41 amino acids.
AUGCUUGCGAUAUACAUCGCGUCUGUCACGGUCGCGCUUUGUCGGCAAAGUGGAAUGGAACUGGGAAUGUUUCGUCGCCAUCGUCCCAAAUCCAGCUCUUUCCAACGAACCAGUCCGACAAAAUAG